Messenger RNA from Monosiga brevicollis MX1, 2275 nucleotides. RefSeq lists its product as uncharacterized. NCBI's taxonomy places the organism in Eukaryota, Choanoflagellata, Craspedida, Salpingoecidae. The transcript is spliced from 13 exons. The coding region runs from base 200 to 2275 and encodes 691 amino acids. The record is from RefSeq and is a predicted model, not a curated record.
CGAGCCCACGGAUUUGUACACGGACGAUAGCUUUCAGGGUGUUCUUUGCCAGUUUGUGGCUUUUAUCGGUGUGGGGCGAGCGCGUAUAAACGCAUACACCUGCGCAUAACCAUACACCCAGCUGUUGAAUAGUCUCGUGCGUGUGUGUGUGUGUGUGUGUGUGUGUGUGUGUGUGUGCGCGAGUCGCGGCAUCGGCUUUAUGGCCGACUCGGAUGAGGCGGCAGCAGCUGAAUCGGCGAGACCGGAUGCCUCGCCACCAAGCAGUGGCUCGGUGCCUGAUGAAUCUGAUGAACGGGAGGAUGCUGCGCACGCAGUCGUCGCUCAGGACCCCGGCAGCCCGGGCCCAACGGCUGAAGAAGAACAGCAAGAAACCCAUGCUCCCGACGCUUUUGAUGCGCCAGAUGCAGCCGAUGCGUCUGAUGCCGUGCCCAGCAGCCCGGGCCUCACCGUGCCCGAGGUGGGUGCAGCCGCAGCCCGUCGCGCCGAGCUGAUUGAAAAGAUGCGCUCCCAGCGCCUGACCUCCCUCAAGCCCGGCCCCGAUGGCGAAACGCAUGCCGUACCUGUUGCGCAGCCCGGCGAUGAGCCCCUCCCCGGCCAGGAGGUGAUCGGCGUGGCCAUACCGCCCCCAACGGAAACGGAGGACGUCUCACGACUUGCCCGCAGUGGCAGUCUGCGGGUUGUCCCCUCCUCCCCGACCCGCACCAACGCACCUGCCGCUGCGCGUGUGACCAACGAUGGCACCACUCCUGCUGCGUCCCGCGGCCUUUUUCGCAAGCUCAAGUGGCGUGGCAACACUGGGAGCACGUCCGAGGAAGGCGGGUCAGGCGGCGAGGAGACGCCGGCUGAAGAGUCUCGCCCGGCGCGGAGUGGCAGCAACCCUCGUACGAGCGCCGCGGCCCAAGCCCGGGAAGACCAAGAGCGCCGCCAGCAACUCAAAGCCGAAGCCGAUGCCGAGGGACACCGACGCGAAUGCGCCAACAUGCUCAACAUGUGUAAGAUUGCCCUGAAAACCAUGAUCGAGUCCACCAUUGGAUUGGCCCCGCCCAUUCACGACUCGCACCGCCCCUUGGCCCAGCUUCUACUCGUGCUUGAGGCCGUGCUGCGCCAUGGUGUGCGUAAGCGUGCCCUUGCCGCCAACCGGGACGUUUUUGCCUUGUUUGAUGCCGCCGACCGCGGCGGGCUCUUGGCCGAGCUGGCCGAGCCUGCGGCCGCCCUCGGUCCCGACCAAGUGACUCUUGUUAGUAUUGUCAAGCAAGCGCGCAGCCAUCCGGCCCUGCGCACGAACCAGGGCCGAGGUCGGUUCUGCCUUCGGCAGGCCACCCAGCACAAGCUCAUUUCAGAGCUCGUGCGCACUGCGGCAGACCACCCAGCCGUCCUGCACGACGCGUUCGAGCCCUGGGCCUUUUUGCGGUCAGAGGACGCGGUAGUGCUAGCCGGUCUGCUCAUGGGCCUGGCAACCCUGGAGCUCGAUCUUGAGUGCCCCGCCGAACAGCUCGACACGGACACAGAUGUCUUGGACCUCAGUCUCUAUUUUAAGGAUGGCAACUAUCUGAAACCAGCCACCGCAGAGAAUCCCGACGAGGAGGACGCGCGCUUCUCUGAAGAAACAUUCACGGCCUUGAGUGAUCAAAACGCACGCUUGCGUGAGCACAAUCGCAAGCUGGAGCAACAGCUCUUCUCGUCCAAUCAUGAAAUGGCGGAGACCAAGGAGCAGCUGGUUGCGGCUCAAGCCGCAGCCGACGAAGCCCGAGCCAAGGUUACCGAGCUACAGCAAGAACUCGCCGAACGUAAAGAGCUUCAAGCCGUCGAGGCAGACAUUUCCACUGAGCGCGCCACGUACAACGUCUCGCGCGAAGGCUUGAGCCAGGUCUUGGACGCGACGACCCAACAAAUGGCCAAAGAGCAGCAGCUGCGCGAGGAGAUGGAGCGCGAAUUGGUGUCCUGGAAGCAGAAGCGCGAUGAAUUGAGCGAUCAAGUGCAGGGGCUCGAAGCCAAGUUGGCUCAGCGGCAAGAGGCCAACGACAACUUGCGCAAGCAGCUCAAGGAUGUCAAGGGCCUCAACUUGCAGAUGCUCUCCACCGUGCAGGAACUACAAGACAAAGCCAAGGAAGCCGAUGAAAAGACGCAUGCAAUUCAGCGCAAGUGCGAUCAAUAUCAGGGUGAAAUCCAGGGUCUGACCUCCAAGCUCGGCGACGGCGAGACGGCACGCGAGCGGCUGGAGAAGACGUUGGUGCAAGUCACGCAGCGACUCAAGGUCAGAUCUGGCUCUUACUAG